AUGAAAAAGACGGCUCUAAGUCUUGGAGCAUUGCUGUUGUUGGACAUGUUCGUGACCAAUGCUCAAUCUUUAUGUAAGUCAGCACACAUGCUGGAAACUCGUAUCCUUCAAGAAAACCUUUUGGCAUCGUUAUUUGUCUCCAGUCAAGCACAAUGCGAGAUGAAAUGCAGAGAGAAUUCAGGAUGUUUUAGUAUCAACUACUACAAGAAACAGAAGAAUUGUCAUCUCAACAAGGCAACGCAUCUUUCAAGACCUCUGCACCUCGUGUAUGACAUGGGAGGGGUUUACAUUAAGAUAAAGAAUGAUUAUUGCAGUGAUGCAUACUGCACUAGUGGACAAAGUUGUUUGAUUGACAGCUCUAAAGACGAUUAUAUCUGUAAAGUCUGCAAUACCCCGCUUGGUUUAGAAUCAGGAGCCAUUCCAAACAACAGGAUCUCUGCUUCCUCCUUCUAUGGCUCUGGUUGUGAGCCAUGGCGAGGACGACUCAGGAUGCAACCCAAAAUGCCGUACRACCAUGAUGUAGAUGUUGGUUGCUGGAUAGCUAAAAACAAGGUUGCAGGGGAAUAUCUGCAGGUGGAUYUUGGGAAUGUUUACCGAGUUACCAUGGUAGCAACCCAGGGAAGACCAUACACAUGGCAUAAUAUGAUUACCUCAUAUAGCCUCUCUUAUGCAAUCAGUGCUGGAAAUUUUAUCGACUACGAAGUUGACGGUGUACGCAAGAUCUUCCCUGGGAACACUGACCGUGACACUAUUGUGACAAACAAGCUACCAGAGGCAGUCAGAUGUCGUUAUAUACGAAUUGUUGCUGUUACAUUUGGUCAGUAUAUUCCAGGGAUGAGAGCCGAGAUCUACGGUUGCCCUGAUAACUAGAUCAAAGACUGAAUAAGAGGCAACUUUCGAUGUUUCUUGAUUCACCAAAGCACAAAAGGAUAAACACGUUGAGCAUGACCAUUCAGGGCCGUAGUCAGAAUGAAUGAAUAACCGAGGCAAGCGACCGCCAAAGGUGGGAGGAACUAGAGGGCAUUCUCGGAAAUGCGAUUUGAAGCGUUUUGUGGUCCUUUUGGUAACUAUUUAUUCAACAGACUUAACCGGAAUUUAUCAUGCAAUAUUUAUGAAACAAAGAAGCUAUACGUACAAGAUUAAUAUUUUUUGCACAAAAUCAGUCGUACGAAAUCGGCUCUGAGAGACUGAAAUGAUAUCACUGAUGAAAAACAAAAAAACAUCGGCGAAAUUUUAGCGAGGCGUGUGCCUCGGUUGACCUCACUCUUACUAGCUACGAACCAGCCAUUAACAUAGAAUAUCAUCAAACGUUCUAACGCUUGCUUUUCACUUUUUUAUAAGG
Exaiptasia diaphana is the source of this 1342-nucleotide messenger RNA. RefSeq names its product probable carboxypeptidase X1. The transcript is spliced from 3 exons. Bases 1 to 870 code for a protein of 289 amino acids. The record is from RefSeq and is a predicted model, not a curated record. NCBI's taxonomy places the organism in Eukaryota, Metazoa, Cnidaria, Anthozoa, Actiniaria, Aiptasiidae.